GUGUAUGACAAAUUCAGAGUCAGGGACCCUUGUUGUUGUGCUUUGUUUGUUUGUUAUAUUUAGUUAGGUAUUUUAAUUGUUUAUUAUGUGUGAAGAGUCACUUCGUGGUUGCUUUUAACAAGUAUGCAUUACUUUGAGUUCACUGUACAAAGUUUUCCUGCAUGAAUGGACCGCUGCAUAAACUAUUAUGUCAGAUAUCAAAGCUGUUAUCCAGUUAUUAUGUCAACAUUUGAACAUUCUGUUGAAAGUUAACCUGAAGCCAGAGAAUUUCAGAUUAGCAAAGUUUAAUAACAAUAAUCCGGAAACGAUUCAAGAACUAUGGGAUACUCUCGUGAAGCUCUGUAAAGCUCUUGGUUCUAAAAUAUCGUUGAGUGAAAAAUGCAAUUCUCAAGUUUGGGUGAAACUUCGAUUGGCCUCUCAAGGCUACAACAGUGCAGAAUUUUACAGCCUACCUGCAGAUAACACGAGUGGAAGCCGGGAGUUGUUAUUAGCAUUGAUGUGGAUCAUUGCUAAUGAAAACGCUUUGGCAACCCUCACUCAAGAAUGCGUACGUCAGUCACCACUGUGCCAAGAGUAUUCAGAUGCUCCAACGCAAGAGGUACUGAAUGGCAGAAGUACUGUUUCUAUUUUGAACAGUCAAUCUAAAAAGGCUUUGAGUCUAGAAGAUCAAAUAAAUUAUUGUUUAUGGUUGGCAAACCAAAUAAAGUACAACAUAAACCAAAUUCAUGAUUUGGAAGAAGAAAGAAUAAAAAAUACCCAUAAGGUUCAUGAAGCAACUGCGGGAUCGAGUGGUCUUCCACAUCUGUCUGUCUUUGAAACAAAACUAGUUCGAGAUCCAGAACUCUUGAAGCAAUGGAUGCCUAAGCUCUCUAAACUGAAUGAUCUCCUUACAACCCAUUCAAAGUGGCUGAAGAAAAAAUCUGCUUUUUGGGAGUGGAUGGGCACUGUAGUGGAACUGAAGGAGAAGGAACUAAGCAGCAACUCUCUACAGCAGGGUGAUGAAAGUGCCUUGGCUGAUUUCGUAAAUGCUGCUCGCAUGUAUGCAGGAACUAGGACGCCAGAUACAGGAAGUAAUACAAUGGGUGGCUGCCCUCGCUUCUUCAUCAGUUCACUUUAUGCUAAAUCCACUAACAAUUUAGUCAGAAAAGCUAGUUCAAGCGACCUUCUUGCUGAUAUGGGGCUCAAUGAAAAUGGAGUAAUAAUUCAUGCAUCUGAUUGGUUAGCUCAAAUUGACACUGAACUUCAAGACAUAGAGAAAAUGAGGCAUGAAAAGUUGCAAGAACUCAACCUCCUCCUGCAAUCCAUGACACAAAAGCUGGGGAUAGUUGCUAUAGCCGAUGUUUCCAGUGGAGAGGUAGAAUCUGAAGACUGCUCAAAGUAAAAUGUAUUAGACUUAGGGUUUUUUGUUUAUUUUUGUGAUUGUUUAUUUCCUGGUGUGUUUGUCCAAUAACUUCUCUUGCAAAAUAUCUCAGAUUAACAGUAUUUCUUUCUUCUUUUUACUAAUGUAUUAGGCCUUGUUUGUUGUUUCCUCCAUUACACAAAAUGACAUGAUAUGGACAUGAAUUAUAUCUCUAUUUAAGUAAGUUAGCUUGCUCCCAGCCUCCUUGGAGAAUGUUAAAGCAUUUGACUGCUGAUCUGUGAUUUCUCUCAUUUUAAAAUGAAGUUGACCAAUUUUUUUCACAUCCAAAUUUGUGCAGUGUGCCAGUAACGUAUUGCCAUUGAAAGGUGCCUUUAUCAAUUCUUACAUUUGUGCCAUCCUUUCUGUUUUGAUGUGUAGAUUUGGCUCAAGUAAUUUAGAGCUCUGGUGGUGGUUCUGAUUCAGGAUUACUUUCCUUCUGUGUAUUUUUUGUUGGCCUGUGGAUUUAGUUGUUCAAUCUGUGCUUUAUUUCCCGGUGCGGACCCAAUUUCAAAUUCCUUUUUAAGGGCAAUAUUUUGCCAUUAAUUUCUUGUAUGGUUUUGUGUACUUUUUGAUACAAGCACAGCAUUAUUUAUGUGUGCUUUUAUGUUACCUGUGAUUUACUGAGUGUGAACUCAGUUUGACUAUAAUUUCAGAUCUGAACUUGCUGCCUUAUUCAAGUACUGAAUGAAUCUCUGUGAAUGCUUUGAUGUGAUCAGGAAUUAUUGUGAUCUGCAGGGUACUUUAGAGGAUUUUAAGAUGUCACCUGAGAAACAAGGUUUAUCACAAGCGACUGUAGAAUUUUCUUUUGUGUAAAUUGAUGUCUGUCAGGCUUGUGAUGUUUUGUUUGUCAAAUUUUAACUUACUCAACUAAUUUGUAAAGGUUUUAAAGUUAUCAAUUUGUUAUGUUUUUGCACCUCAGAUAACAAUAAAGGUAAUGUCUUUGGAG
Messenger RNA from Thrips palmi, 2345 nucleotides. RefSeq names its product tubulin epsilon and delta complex protein 1-like. The coding region runs from base 188 to 1381 and encodes 397 amino acids. The transcript is spliced from 7 exons. The record is from RefSeq and is a predicted model, not a curated record. NCBI's taxonomy places the organism in Eukaryota, Metazoa, Arthropoda, Insecta, Thysanoptera, Thripidae.